Messenger RNA from Vavraia culicis subsp. floridensis, 1608 nucleotides. RefSeq lists its product as uncharacterized. The record is from RefSeq and is a predicted model, not a curated record. The transcript has a single exon. The coding region runs from base 1047 to 1373 and encodes 108 amino acids. Lineage: Eukaryota; Fungi; Microsporidia; Pleistophoridae.
CCAAAAAACAGGAAAAGACGGCAAUCUCAAAAUGCUGUGCUCUUUAGUAGCCAUCAUCACAUUUUUGCCAGUCUACAACGCGCCGUGUCAUGCCAGCCCAUCACUUCUUAGCAAUCCUGUUGCUAUCCAUCAAAUCUCCUACAAGGAAAUAAUUCGUGCCCUUCCAUUCGAAACGGAAGACUCUCCCCUUCUUGCCAAUAAUCUUGCACACACCCCCGCACACCAUCAGAAGUGCGCUUCUGCUUUCACCAACCACGGUGCCGCUAAGCACGCCAGCACGCAAGCGGGCCCCGGUCAGAUCAACGACACGCAAGGCACUGGUAACAUUGGCUGUGUGUUCCAUGGCGCGCACGAAUGAGUUUUGCAGUGCUUGUAUCGAGUGGUUGUUUAUGCUACGCCUUUUCAAGGCUGUUAACUUGGUGCUCACAGGUUUUUUGGAGGUGAGGUGGAGCACCGGUGAUUUUGAGAGCGCUUUGGGUAACUUAGCGGUGUAAUGAGCAACGGCAUCAAAUUUUUUCAUUUCGGAUCAGCAGGGUGAAGAAUUUGGUACAUUAAAAGCGAUAAGCACCCUUUUUACUGAGAACACGUUCAUUUACCUUCACAAUACUUUAACAACACGUUUUUUAGACUGGCCGUGGCAGCUGAACCUUGGUUCAUGGAGGAGAUCGGUGCGCUUGCUCGCAUGAAACCGUUACUAGAACCGAAAAGUGUGCCGCAAACGCGGUAGUGAUCCUGGCGCACAGACCACGGCUUGUGCGAACCCUUCCUCGUGGUGGUUUUCGUACGGAGAUACCACCGGCAAUCCGAAGUUCAGCCAAGGAAGCGCGUUCGGCAUUCGAUCCAUCGUUGGUGCCCUCAGAGGAGAUGCCAUGCGGUUCCCGUCCCAUCCCUCCCAUAGAACGAACAUCUUACCGUGCAUCAUAGGUUAAAUCCGUACGUAUUUCGGUUCAGCAGUCCUUUUCUUCAUUUACCGCUCCAAACUCACCACAACCCCAAAUUGUGAUGACCGAUACACCAAAACAAAAUUAUCGUACCCAUCCAACCACAUGCUAUACAUCGGUUCUAAUCCCCUGCUAAUCUUCACAACACGAACGGAACCACCGCUCACCUGCUCUCUGUCUCCCCAUUUUUCCGUUCAUCUGUACACCGAUCACACGUGCAUACACGAUGGUGAGGUGCACCACGUGUGCGUUGUAAGGAGGGAGUGCAUUGUUUCGUUCCUCUUUACGAUGCGUAUGACGGUGAGUGACUUUGUUUUUGAGUGCGAGCAGGACGAGCGUAGGGUUUGGGAGGAGUACUGGAGGUGUGUGAACGGAGGUAGGGUGGGAAAAAGACUGGAAUACCUGAAAAACGUAGUAGUGGCCAAGGACUGAGCAGGUGCCUUCCUAGCGCUGCCAUGCUUUUGGUGUGUGGAUAUUUGGUUAAAGUACCGAUUACGGCUUUUCAUCCCGCUGCAAGGACCAUUUGCUAGAACGUGUUGGUUUCGCUUCGGCGCGCACGUCACCCGAGCAGGUGCACCUUUCCGAUACCUCGAUCAAACGAACGGUUGCCCAUUCACAGGGCACUAAAAACCUUUGGGCGAACCGCAACAAAUAAAUUCACUGGCAC